AUGUUGCUUCCGUUUCUAUCUGGGUUUUUAGGUUGCUAUGAGAAAGUUUCAAUGAAUUGGAUUGAGAUCAAACAGCUAGAUCAGAAACGAGUGAGAUUACUGUCUUUGUUUCUAACCACUGUGUUGAGUGAGAAUUAUAGCGAAGAUAAGUUUACGAGCUCGAAGAAGGAGUUUUUGGUUACGUUUCUGUGCACCAUUGUUCUUGAGCUUUUCUACUUCCCUGAGUUUUCUCUUUGGAUGGAUUUCUCUUUGUUGUGUGGUUUGUUGCUUUAUGUUGCUGUUAUAGAAUUGGAACCUGUGAAUUCAGAUUAUCAAGAGAUCGGGAUGGAGUCACCUGAGUCGUUUUCCACCAUGUUUAUGAAGCCUAUCCGCCACAUUUUGAGCGAGAAGAAAUCCAGAAGUAUUGCGCUAUUUCUUCUGAUCAACACGGCGUAUAUGGUUGUAGAGAUCGUGGCUGGAUUUAUGAGUAAUAGUCUUGGACUUAUAUCGGAUGCUUGUCAUAUGUUGUUUGAUUGUGCUGCUUUGGCAAUUGGGUUGUAUGCGUCGUAUAUCUCCCGUCUUCCUGCAAACCAUCAGUUCAACUAUGGUCGAGGAGAUUUCUACAAACAGUCUUUUGGUUGUUUCGGUUGGAGGGCUUCUCGUGAAUGUUGUUGGGUUGAUCUUUUUCCAUGA
Messenger RNA from Arabis nemorensis, 672 nucleotides. The record is from the annotation of a GenBank genome assembly. NCBI's taxonomy places the organism in Eukaryota, Viridiplantae, Streptophyta, Magnoliopsida, Brassicales, Brassicaceae.